AUGACGCCGGACAAGGCAGCGAUAGCGGUAAUUGCGAGGGCGACCGUGGCGGAGCACUUUCCGACAACUGCAGCUCCAGCACCGACAGCGCCUCAGGAAAUCCGGAGCCCCGUCUCUCUUCCCGCCGAGCCCAAGCCGACCAUUCUCCCCCUCCCUCACCAGAAGGCUGUGAUGGACACAGACGCACCUGAGGCUCCCGCCACCCAGAGCUCACCACCGGGUCAGUCAGCAGUCACCUUCGCCAUCGGCCGCUCCCUACCACGGUCGCACGUCCCGGUGCGCACAGUCCCGCCGCGCUCCCGCAUCCCACAGCCCAAGCGGAAGGUGGAGCAGAGGCGCCGCGGCCCUGCGCCCACCCUCGCGACGGCCCCCGUGUCCACCCCGGCGGCGUCUGCGAGGGGCGGCCGCUGA
Messenger RNA from Eriocheir sinensis (Chinese mitten crab), 411 nucleotides. RefSeq names its product U1 small nuclear ribonucleoprotein C-like. Bases 1 to 411 code for a protein of 136 amino acids. NCBI's taxonomy places the organism in Eukaryota, Metazoa, Arthropoda, Malacostraca, Decapoda, Varunidae. The transcript has a single exon. The record is from RefSeq and is a predicted model, not a curated record.